AUGACAGCACGUCAAACCUUUGACGAUCUGGGUAAAAGCCAUGGCAAAUACGACAUGGACCGUAUUGGUUUGUUUUCGGAGAUGCCAUAUAUGAUUGGCGAUAAGUAUAAACCACCUAAUUUAAAAGAUAAUAUACGAGAUUUGAAAAAGUCUCAAAUGUAUCCAAGUACUUUAAAAACUAAAACCGGUCUUCAAGACGCUUAUUUUGAACCUGAAUUUAAAAGGUUGUAUGAAAAUGAAAAAUGGCGACCACCUCCAUCGGGAAUGUUUGAUAAAAAUGAAAAUAAGAAAAAACAAGGUAGCACACGACCAUUUAUACCUUCAAGUCCUGCAAAACACCAUUCAACUGCUGGUGAUCAUUUUGGAACAUUUGGUCCUAAACUUCCAGCGAUGUCUAAUGCCAAAAUUCCUUUACCUAAGAAAGAAAAGCUGCCACCAAAUAUUGCAACUAAACCAACUAACACAAGAGGACCUGGAUAUACUGAUAUUGGUUUCAGUCCAUACCCUGAAUACAAGUCAAGUCCAUACAAUGAUAAUAAAAAGCUUAAUAAAACAGAUAAAUUAAACAAAUCUUCGCCGUUUCUAUCGAGUGGUACCUGCGAGUUCUUUGAAAAAAAUCCUUAUUUUAGUAAUGAUCAUACGGCAACGUACAAGAAGAUCACGAAAACUAAAUUUAAAGGAACACCAUUUAUACCAUCUUCAACAAUAAAUCACUUUGGAAAUGGUUUCGAAAAGUGGCCCAGUCAUUCUGAUGAUCGAUACAUCGAUCCAUUUAGAAUUGGAUAUUCGAAUAAAAAGGACAAAAAAGAUGAUAAAUCAAUUAUUACAUUCUAUCCACAAACUAGAAACAAAUCGUUGUACACUACAUCAACGAUUAAGCGAAAAUUAAAAAUUUCAAUGAACAAUAAUAAUUGGCGUACAUAUGAUACAAUUACAUUCCCCACAGAAACAAUUAUUAGAAAAUAAUAAGCUAUAUUUUAUGAACAUUAAAUUAAUUAUUUUUAAUUUUAAGCUAUAUCCCUUUUAUAGGUAAAUGUUCAAAGUUCAACUAAUACAUUUGUACAACAUAUAAAAAAAAAAUAUAUUAUCUACAGAAUAAUAAACAAGUUGCGCGAUCUGGUGAAGUAAUGAUGAGAUUGCUGUAUUUUAAUAAUCCUCUAGAUUUUACCCUUUGCUAAAUGUUGUAAAUUAAAAUUUUGAUCUUAUAAACACAUCAGAAAAUUAUAGAAAUAUUGUGAAAUUCAUUGUGUAGACAACGAUUUAUUGUGGGUGACAGUAGGUGGUAAAAUAAAUGUAAUGUGGUAAUGUUUGAAUGAUUUUUUUAAACCAAAAAAAUAAUUGUUGUGCCAACGAUGAGUUCAAACAACUUUACAGCACUAAAAAUAUUGAAUAUAAUAUGGACUUAUAAAAUCUUAUUUUAUGGCUAACCUGCUGUAACAUUCAAUAUUUUUUUAAACCAACUAUAAAUUAAAUUAGUAAAAAUACAUUUUUUUUAAAUAAAUUUGUUGUGGUGAAAGAACAAUGUGAAGUUCCUACAUAGUGAAAAAAUGAGAUAUUUAUAAGUUCCUACUUGGUGACAAAUUUGAGCCUUAUUUCAAAAUCCAUAAAAUAAAAUAUUUUAUAUUUAACGACUUACGAUAAAGCUGACAUAAAAAUAUUGUAUGUGUCUAUAAGUACCCACUCUAUAGCAUGUCAUAAUUUAUUGUUUACGGUGAUUCGUUAUUGAUAAAAUAAUAACAUUUAGAGUAAUUUCAAUAAAACUUAAAUUGUUUUUUUCUGAUCUAUUAUUUACGAUUUUUGUUUGUGAAUAAAAAAUUGGAUCAAUACAGCAGAAUGACUUUCCCGGUUUCAGAUUCUUCGAGGGACGAUGAAUGAACAUAAUAUCAGUUCUACAAUAAUGUGAUUUUUUUUUUUAACACACUCUUAACAGUAGAAAAAAAUGCUUCCAACUAUGAGGGUGGUUUCUGUUAACAAAUGAGAUCUAGUUAUCACUUUCAGGGGUAAAAAAUUUAAAUUCACCGAUUCUAUUUUUUUUCAAAAAAUUACAAAAAAUUAACGAAAUAAAAAUUAUGAAAAAACGGAAAUAUUUACCCAAAACCAAGUUUUGACAUCUAUUAUCAAAACGAAAAACUCUAGAUACUUUAAAUUUACUUGAAUAUUUCAAUUUAUUA
Molecule: messenger RNA, 2171 nt
Organism: Myzus persicae (green peach aphid)
Lineage: Eukaryota; Metazoa; Arthropoda; Insecta; Hemiptera; Aphididae
Product: UPF0602 protein C4orf47 homolog
Exons: 6
Coding region: 1-966 (321 amino acids)
Cellular component (GO): centrosome
Source: RefSeq, a predicted model, not a curated record